This is a messenger RNA of Stereum hirsutum FP-91666 SS1, 3067 nucleotides long. RefSeq lists its product as uncharacterized. Bases 246 to 2846 code for a protein of 866 amino acids. The record is from RefSeq and is a predicted model, not a curated record. NCBI's taxonomy places the organism in Eukaryota, Fungi, Basidiomycota, Agaricomycetes, Russulales, Stereaceae. Gene Ontology annotation, biological process: regulation of DNA-templated transcription; DNA-templated transcription. Gene Ontology annotation, molecular function: zinc ion binding; DNA-binding transcription factor activity, RNA polymerase II-specific; DNA binding. The transcript is spliced from 18 exons.
CACCCGGCUAAGUAUUCGAAGAAGACAGGUGAAUGCCCAGUGGUCAGCAGAGGUCUUGAAGGAAAUAUUUCCUACGAGAGGGGGUGUAUGUAAAAGGUUGUAGUGGACGCGGGUGCAUCCUGUCGAUCUGGGCAGAAGGCGGAGCCAUUUGGGCUUGAUAUAGCAAACGGGGAGCCCUGCAGACCCUGGCUGAAGCCACAUAAAGACUCGAACCCGACGAGCCGUCAGACUUCUCCCGAACAACCAUGUCCUUCUCCCUCGCGCCCACAGGAGACGCAGGUACUCCCGCCUCUCUUUCACCAAAACAACGUCGGAGGAGCGCUGCUUUGAGCUGCGCAGAAUGCAGAAGGCUAAAGCUCAGAUGCAGCCGCGUUUUCCCAUGUACGAGCUGCGUUAAGAAAGGUUGUGGUGCUAUAUGCCCCGAUGGCUCCCUCACCACUGGCAAGGGAAAUCGCUUCAUACUUGCAAACACCGAAGUCCUACAUGACAAGAUAGGUCAGUUAGCUUCUCGCGUGAGGCAAUUGGAGGACGCUUUAGGCGAGCAACACGCCCUCCAUUCCACCGAGCGUCACGCCCUGCUCGCGGAUGAUUUGUUGCAAAUCAAACGCCCUCUCGAAAGAGAACUCAAGAAGGAAACAUCAGGCGAGGAGGAACCUGAAGCGGCAGAGGUCAUUGACGCGGUCGGAUCCCUCGCUAUAUCCCGCACAGGGAAGACCAAUUUCUUUGGGCAGACUGCUAACUCUUGGUAUUUAUUACAGAACGAGGAAAAUAGUGGGGACGAGGAAAGCAGCGCGAGCCCUGAGCUCCCAUUGCCGUAUGACCUACCUUGGCUCAGUCAUACGUUCCCAUUUACGCAAAGUGUUAGUCGGACGGCGCAAAAUGUGCGGAGUAUCCUCUUGAGCUAUCUACCUGAGGCUCCUCAAGCCCAAAGAUUGGUUGACAUAUAUUAUAAUAAUGCUGCUUGGAUGUAUACACCGAUGUACAGAGAUGAUUUCCAGGAAAACGUCUUCAACCGAAUAUAUGAGCCUCAGCCCCUUGCAGAGCCCGAUCCUAUUGAAUGCCACCGGAUUGGUGCAAUGUACUUGGUUCUUGCACUCGCAACUCUCGUUGACCUCGAGAUGCCACAGCAAUCGCACGAUGCUCACUACUAUCUCCAGUUAGGGCGAGCAGCCUUAUCUGUGGACUCGAUAUUUGAGGGUCAAUCCACAAUCGCUCUACAAGCGUUGUUGAUGAUGGCACAUUUCAUGUUCUGGUCCGAUAUUGACGGUCCUCGAUGGGCUGUUAUGGGAAUUGCGGUCAAAUUGGCUCACAGUUGCGGUCUCCAUCGAGACAGCGGCAGAUGGGGUCUGAGUGCAACUGAGACGUUUAGGCGAAGAUCUCUCUUCUGGGAGCUUUAUGUUUAUGAUUCUUGGCAGAGCUUAACCUAUGGCAGGCCACCUUCGUUUUCCUUGAUACAUAUAGACACCCAAAUGGCACACCAACCCACGAAAAACGACCAAGGCGAAGAAGAAAUGAUAUUUGAAUUGUGGAAACACAAAUUCUCUUCUCAAUGUCUCAGUGUUGUUCACGACCAAGUAUUCGGCGCUAGAGCACCGAGCUACAAGGUGCUCCAGGAGCUCGACCGGAAAGUACGAAACUUUCCGACACCUCCAUCCUUGCAAGUUCCCGGCUUUGGGGGACCAGUUGUUGACGCAACACCGGCACCCAUAUCUUUGACCAUGCAAAGAUAUAUCGCUUUCGCAAUCCGGGAAAUUAGUCUGUGUUUCCUCGUGUUCCCUAGUUUCGAUUUUACUGACCCACCGAUAUCCACAGCACUUUUCUAUAUGCAUCGAGGUUUCUUUGCUCGUGCAUUGGAGGACAACGCACAGGAUCCUUUGGGGAGCAAGUUUGCGCCGUCCGUUCUGGCGGCGUAUAGCACCGCUUGCUCCUUCGUGGCAUUGAUCAAAAGCUUGUUCUCCCAACAGCCAGCCUUGACCGAACGGAUGUGGUUUCUGUUCACCCACGUAUUUUCUUGUGCCAUUGUCCUGAGCUCGAUACCGAUCAAGUGCCCUUCGAUGGCUCUCGCACGCUCGGCGCUCUCUCACCUCGAUUCUGCACUUCAACUUUUUGAACGAGUGGCCGAAAAUCCUCGCGCAGUAAGGGUUCUGCCUAUCCUGCGGAAGCUGCGCGAACGAGCGAUUGCCUCCAUGCAGGAGUUGCAGAUGCGCCACCCCAUGACACCCUCGUCAAAACCACCCAUGAAUCCGACGCUCAAGAAGGAAGACGAAGAGCUGGCCACUCUUGGAGGCAAGACACGACUCGUCCACCGCGGUCCGACAUCUGCAUCAUCCCCAUCGAAUACCGCAUCCCCAUCCUCGAACUCUGCGUCCCCGCCACCGCACUCUGUAUCCCCACCAUUGACCGCAGGACAUCGACACGUACGAACUCCAUCGAUUGCUUCGCAGGAAGCAACCUACCCUCGUCCAGACCAGUUUUCGCAUACACCCCACGUCGCGGCAAAUCAGCAGACUCCAGCAUGGUCGACGUAUCCUCCUCCUUCGGAACAUGCUCCAGCAUACAACUACAACACAUAUAACUUCCCUCCACAGCAAUGGUCGCAGCAGCUACCACCCGCGGAGGAGUUCGCAUACAGCGCCGCUCACGACGGGGCGAUGUCGAUUGAGAUGCUGGCCGAUCAGUACGGCGUGACGAAUUUUGACUACUCAGCAUCGAUGUCGGUGAAUUCAUAUUAUGGACAGUCAGGAUCGGACGCUGGUCUUAUGAUGCAGAGCCCCGGAGAGAUGCAGGCCACGCAGGACCCCACUGCUGCGUGGCAGAGUCUGGUAGCCCAGUUCAGUCAUGUAUGAAAGGACUGAUGGAGAUCCAUAUGUUAUUUGUAUAUUCUCCCCCGAGUACUUACUCUGUAGAGCAUUUUCCUUGUGUUAGUGGUCACCUUUGCGAUGGUUUUCUCCUGGGUCAGUUCGUUUACAUUUCUCACUGAUGUUGCAUGGUGAUGUCUGGUCAGGCGAGUUGUAUUGCAUCUUGGAAGCCGUGAUACGUGUUAGCCUGUAUUUUACCUGAUACUGCC